AUGAUGGAAGGAAAAGUUAGAGGCUACCAUCAUGUUGACAGAUUAGAACUUGAUCAAGAAAAGGUUAGAAACUUAUCUACUCUUGAAAGAUCUUCCCUGAGAAAGAUGACAGUAAAAUUGAAUGUGAGCAAGAGCACAUUAGGUCAGUGGGUGAAGCAAGGUAAACUACGGCCACAUACAAAUGCAAUCAAAUCUGCCCUCACCAAUAUGAAUAAGAUAGCAAGAGCUAGAUGGAGUCUUAGUCAACUUCGGCCACAGAUUACUCAAGGUAGAGUUCAGUUUCAAAGCAUGCACAAUGUAGUGCAUAUAGAUGAAAAAUGGUUCUAUAUGACCAAGGUAUCAGACAGGUACUACCUCUUGCCGGAUGAGGAUGAGCCAUAUAGGUCAUGCAAAUCCAAGAGAUACAUCACCAAAGUGAUGUUUAUGUGUCCUGUCAGUAGACCACAGUUUGGUAUGGAUGGGCAGGCAACUUAUGAUGGUAAGGUGGGAAUAUUUCCCUUCACUGAAGUACAGCCAGCACAGAGGAAGUCAAAGAACAGGGCAAGAGGCACCAUGGAAACCAAAGCAAUCAAUUCAGUCACAAAGGCAGUGAUGAGGGACUGCCUUAUCCACAAGAAUAUACCUGCAAUUAAGGCCAAGUGGCCUGUUGGGGCAAGUAAAGACAUUUACAUUCAGCAAGAUAAUGCAACCCCACACAUAACUGCCAUGGAUACAGAUUUUCAGGCUGUUGCCAAUUCAGAUGGAUUUAAAAUCCAACUGAUUUGUCAACCACCUAAUUCCCCUGACACUAACAUCUUAGACCUGGGAUUUUUUAGAGCAAUUCAGUCACUGCAGCAUGAGAAACCAUGCAAGACUGUGGAUGAACUUGUGGGGAAUGUGUGUAGCUCAUUUGUAGAGCUGUCACCACAAACUCUCAACAGAGUUUUCCUAAGCUUGCAGGCUUGCCUCACUGAAAUCCUACAGUGCAGAGGUGGAAAUGGAUACAAAGUCCCCUGA
Molecule: messenger RNA, 996 nt
Organism: Salvia splendens (bonfire salvia)
Lineage: Eukaryota; Viridiplantae; Streptophyta; Magnoliopsida; Lamiales; Lamiaceae
Exons: 2
Coding region: 1-996 (331 amino acids)
Molecular function (GO): nucleic acid binding
Source: RefSeq, a predicted model, not a curated record